Messenger RNA from Aspergillus pseudoviridinutans, 2988 nucleotides. RefSeq lists its product as uncharacterized. Gene Ontology annotation, biological process: nucleoside metabolic process. The coding region runs from base 1 to 2988 and encodes 995 amino acids. Lineage: Eukaryota; Fungi; Ascomycota; Eurotiomycetes; Eurotiales; Aspergillaceae. The record is from RefSeq and is a predicted model, not a curated record. The transcript has a single exon. Gene Ontology annotation, molecular function: protein binding; ADP binding; catalytic activity.
AUGACCCUCACAUACGAUGACUACACGGUCGCAUGGAUCUGUGCGUUGCCGCUAGAAAUGGCUGCUGCAAAAAUGAUGCUUGACGAGUCCCAUCCUCUACUGGUCCAACCGAAAACCGACCAUAACGCUUACACACUUGGGAGUAUUAGCGGUCACAAUGUGGUGAUAGCAUGUCUGCCGUCCGGCGUAUAUGGGACGAUAUCUGCUUCCACUGUGGUGUCCCACUUGGUUUCUACCUACACAAACAUCCGCUUUGGACUGAUGGUCGGCAUUGGGGGUGGAGUUCCCAGCAACAAUGCUGACAUUCGCCUUGGCGAUGUAGUGGUAAGUAAGCCAACGGCAACCUCAGCGGGUGUUAUCCAAUAUGACUAUGGCAAAAUGUUGCAUGAUGGACAAUUCCAGCCUACUGGGUCACUCAAUAAACCGCCGCCGAUGUUGUUGAAGGCUAUGGCUCAAAUGGAAAGCGACUAUAUGACAGGGAAGAGACUGGUUAGCAGGACCAUGAUCGAUGCACUGCAGAAAAAUGAGGAGAUGAGAGAACAGUUUUCACGGCCUCAGAAUGAUUGGCUAUUUCAACCAACAUACAACCACAAAGAGAUUAGAUCCAACUGUUCAGAAUGUGAUCAGUCUCAGCUAGUGAACCGCCCUCCCCGAAUAUCUAAUGACCCUUACAUUCACUAUGGCUUGAUUGCUUCUGGAGAUCAAGUGAUGAAAGAUGCAAGCACUCGGGAUUUAAUUGCCCAAAAUCUGGAUAUUCUCUGUUUUGAAAUGGAGGCUGCUGGACUCAUGGAUGAGCUCCCUUCACUAGCUAUUCGAGGGAUCUGUGACUACUGUGAUUCCCAUAAACAAAAGCAGUGGCAGGGAUAUGCUGCCCUUGCUGCUGCUGCUUACGCCAAGGCUCUCCUGUUAAAGGUUCCGAUUUACCAUCGCAAGCAGGAACCACCCAAAUCAAUAGAACCAGUUUGGGCAGUCCCUUUUGGGAAGAACCCACGAUUUAUAGGUCGUGAAUCUGAAAUUACAGAAAUUGAGGGUCUUAUAAUGCAAUCGCAUGGACCAUCCAAAAUUGCAAUCUGCGGCCUUGGAGGUGUUGGAAAGACGCAAAUUGCCCUUGAAUUAGCUUACCGCAUGCGCGAGCAAGAGUCCAGUUACUCAAUUUUCUGGAUCCCAUGUACAAGCUAUGAGAGUGUUGAACAGGCCUACAUGACCAUCGCACAUAAAGUAGGGAUCCACAGUGUGAAGCCAGCAGAGGCGAAAGACCGAAUAAAGGUUUAUCUCAGUCAGGAGAGAGCAGGAAAGUGGCUCMUUAUCUUUGAUAAUGCAGACGAUAUGGAUAUGUGGAUACAAAGCAGCACCGGUGCCCCAGUACUAACAGAUUUACUCCCUCAAAGUGAGCAAGGGCGCAUCCUAUUCACUACUCGAAAUCGAAAGCUUGCUGUGAAAUUAGCAUCUUCUCAUGUGAUAAACAUUUCCGAGCCAGAUACAGAGGCGGCUUUGAAGCUUCUAGGAAAGUUACUAAUCAGAAAACAACUCCUUAAUGAUCGUGAUGCAGCCAUUGAUCUUCUUCAUCAGCUGGCACUCCUUCCACUGGCAAUUGCCCAGGCAGCAGCAUUCAUUAAUGAAAAUAAUAUUAGGCUCUCUGAAUACACUGCACUUCUACAGGAGCAGGAGCCAGAUGUGAUUGGGCUGCUGAGUGAACACUUUGGGGAUGAAGGGCGAUAUAAAGACAACCAGAAUCCAGUGGCUACCACCUGGUUAAUCUCCUUUCACCAGAUUCAGCGAUUGAAUCAAACUGCUGCUAAUUAUCUAUCGUUCAUGGCCUGUAUAAACGCUCAGGAUAUCCCACAGUCUUUGCUUCCCCCUGCCAUGUCUAAAAAGGAGGCAAUUGACGCCAUUGGCCUCCUCAAGGCAUUCUCCUUCAUCAGUGAGCAGGCUGGAAACCAUUUUCUGAGUCUCCAUCGACUGGUCCGCCUUUCAACUCGGAACUGGUUGAGAAAGAAUCGACUAUUUGGCCAGCAGGUAUUGAACACAGCGGACCGAUUAAGCGAGAUCUUCCCCAGUGAUGACUAUACUAAUCGGAAGCUAUGGCGGGAAUAUCUACCACAUGCCCUUUCAUUAAUUAAAGAAGGUGACUUUCAGAAAAGGCAGGAAAAAUACAUCGAUUUGGUUCAGAAAAUUGGGCAGUGCCUGUAUAGUGAUGGCAGAUACACUGAAGCGGCUGUUGUCUUUAAGGACGCCCUGAGAGUGCAAAAAAAGAAGUGUGGUGAUAUGGAUCCUUCAACACUUACCAGCAUGGCCUGGCUAGCAUCCACAUACCGAAACCAAGGGCGAUGGAAGGAAGCAGAGGGACUUGGAGUGCUGGUAAUGAAUACCCGCAAACAAGUGCUUGGCCAAGAGCACCCCUCCACCCUAGACAGCAUGGCCAACCUGGCAGCAACAUACCGGAACCAAGGACGAUGGAAGGAAGCAGAAGCACUAGUAGUGCAGGUGAUGAAGAUGCGGAAGCGGUUGCUAGGCCCAGAUCACCCUUCCAGCCUGAACAGCAUGGCCAACCUGGCAGCAAUAUACCGAAGCCAACGGCGAUUGCAGGAAGCGGAAACGCUGGUAGAGCGGGUAAUGAAUACCCGCAAACAAGUGCUUGGCCAAGAGCACCCCUCCACYCUAGAYAGCAUGGCCAACCUGGCAGCAAUAUACCGGAACCAAGGACGAUGGAAGGAAGCGGAAGCACUGACAGAGCAAGUGAUGAAGAGGCGCAAGCAGUUGCUGGGCCCACAGCAUCCUUCCACUUUGAACAGCAUGGCCAACCUUGCCAAUACCUGGAAAUCCCUAGGAAGGAUUAAAAAGGCCAUAGCGUUGAUGGAAGAUUGUGUUGUACUCCGCAAUAAAGUAUUGGGGCUUGGCCAUCCAGAUGCCCUAUCCUCCUCACGCACACUGGGUAAAUGGAAAAGAGAAUUGGAGCAAUCACAGGCACCUAGUCGAAGGAUCAGAUAA